AUGUCUCCCUCCUCAGGGCUGAAGACAAUUGUUGGAGCUUUGGUACAGUCCGUGAAGAAGCUCUCUGAUGUCAUGAUUCUCACCGUCUUCUGUCUGAGUGUUUUUGCACUAGUUGGCCUUCAGUUGUUCAUGGGGAACCUUCGGCAAAAAUGUGUCAGGUGGCCGCCCCCUAUAAAUGAUACUUUGCAAGAGGACUUCUUUGGAAUGGACAAUGACACGUUCGCUAACUCAACUCUCUACGGCAACACAACUGGGUUGAGUAAUGGGACUUUUGACUGGGAUUCUUACAUCAACGAUGAAGGGAAUUUCUACUUUCUGGAGGGCUCGCUGGAUGCUCUGCUCUGCGGGAACAGCAGCGACGCCGGGAAGUGCCCUGAAGGAUACAUGUGUAUGAAAGCAGGAAGGAAUCCGAACUAUGGCUAUACCAGCUAUGACACUUUUAGCUGGGCUUUCCUUUCCCUCUUCCGCCUCAUGACUCAGGACUUUUGGGAGAAUCUCUUCCAGCUGACCCUCCGUGCCGCUGGGAAAACGUACAUGAUCUUCUUUGUGGUGAUCAUAUUCCUUGGUUCCUUCUACCUCAUCAACCUGAUCCUGGCUGUUGUAGCGAUGGCCUACGCCGAGCAAAACGAUGCUACCAUGCUGGAGGAGCAGCAGAGAGAGGAGGAGUUUCAGCAGCUCCUGGAGCAGCUGAAGAAGCAUCAGGAGGAACAAGAGAAACUG
Terrapene triunguis (Three-toed box turtle) is the source of this 720-nucleotide messenger RNA. Its product is annotated as sodium channel protein type 4 subunit alpha-like. The transcript is spliced from 4 exons. Gene Ontology annotation, biological process: neuronal action potential; membrane depolarization during action potential; sodium ion transmembrane transport. Gene Ontology annotation, cellular component: axon; plasma membrane; voltage-gated sodium channel complex. Gene Ontology annotation, molecular function: voltage-gated sodium channel activity. The annotation marks the transcript as partial. The record is from RefSeq and is a predicted model, not a curated record. Lineage: Eukaryota; Metazoa; Chordata; Testudines; Emydidae.